AUGUUUCAUGCAUCAAAUUUGACCAUUUAUUGUCCCCAUUUCGGAGAACCUACACGAAAGCCAUUCAUCGAACCCGAAUGCCUCUCAAUGAGACAUUGUCUCCCAACGGCUUGGACUAUCAAAACGAUGCUUGAAAUAAUGAUUGUUUCUUGGUGGGAACCCUACUGUGAGCCGAUGUUUACCACUCCAUCAAUUGCAAAUUGCCUUUUCGUCUUUUCUCUUUUGGCACUCAUCGUGUACACAGUGGUUUUUGCUCAAAUUUGUCGCCACAAGAAGUUGAACUUCGGCUUUCGUGUUUGCACUUGUUUACUUUACAUAGCUGAUGCCCUAACGCUUUGUAUGUCGGCUAGAGAAGCCCAGAUCCAAGGCUGUGUGCUAAUGUUGCGAGUCGAUCUCGAAUAUGUAUGGCAAGGUGGAAAGACGGCCAUCCAAGAUCUUUUAAUCCACACAAAUCUUCUGAUGGCUUUCCUCAGAUAUCAGGAGCUCACUCACCUCACACCAAACACAGAAAGCGGCAACAAAUGUACUCUAUUAUUUGGAGGGCUUUUGGCUGUCGCCUUUUCAUUGCUCUCCUUUUUUCUUGUCGCAUACGGUUUCACCAACGUUAUCUCUUAUGAAACGAGAGCCUAUUGUGACAAACAAAUUUGGCCAACGCAUAUGCUCUACUUAUGUUCGAGUCGUGUACGCGAGGCGAUAAGAGCGGAAACGUUAGCCAAUUUACGAGAAAUCAAAUGCAUUAAGGCACAAAAGGGUGAACACGCUGAAGAGAACACACCG
This is a messenger RNA of Mesorhabditis belari, 777 nucleotides long. Lineage: Eukaryota; Metazoa; Nematoda; Chromadorea; Rhabditida; Rhabditidae. The record is from the annotation of a GenBank genome assembly.